Molecule: messenger RNA, 3440 nt
Organism: Scatophagus argus
Lineage: Eukaryota; Metazoa; Chordata; Actinopteri; Scatophagidae
Gene: mpp2b
Product: MAGUK p55 scaffold protein 2b
Exons: 13
Coding region: 268-1971 (567 amino acids)
Cellular component (GO): cell-cell junction; plasma membrane
Molecular function (GO): protein binding
Source: RefSeq, a predicted model, not a curated record
CUCAUGCACACAACCCUCUCUCGUUUCCAUUCAUUCAUGCGAAGGAGAAGGCGCUCAGCCAGGCGUAGCUCGUACACAUUCACGUCAAGAGCAGGUGAAGAGGGAGGAAAGAGCGUAGAGCUGUUUUGGCAGAAAGAGGAGGCAAUCCGAGAGAGAGAGAGAUAAAGAGAGAGAGAGAGAGAGAGGGAGGGAGAUCUUAGUCUGCCUCAGAUACAGUAUUGGGUGUGUUACUGUGAGUGUGUGCACUGUAGAGAGGUGUUGUUCACCAUGGCUGGCACCGUGUUUGGAAGGCUCUCCCUGGAGGAGGGGGACUCAGCCAACUCCCUGGAGGGCCUGGAAAUCAAGCUUGGGGGAGAAGCCAUGCAUCAGGCCUUGGACACACUGAGUGACAGCACAAGCUCCACAACUGCCAAUGACCUGGACCUCAUCUUCCUCAAAGGCAUCAUGGAGAGUCCAGUGGCUCACGAGCAGUUUGAGGAACCCAAGCUCGAGGCUGUGAGGGAGAACAACGUGGAGCUGGUCCAGGAUAUCCUCAAGGAGCUGACUCCGAUCGCGCACAGGAGCCAGGCAGCCGACGAGCUGGUCCGCAUCCUGAAGGAGCCUCAUUUCCAGUCCCUCCUGGAGACUCAUGAUUCUGUAGCGUCCAAAAACUACGAGACUCCUCCCCCCAGCCCCUGUUCCUUCAUGGACGCAGCUCUCAACAACCAGCCUGUUCCCCCAGACGCAGUCAGGAUGGUGGGCAUCCGUAAGGUGUCUGGCGAGCAUCUGGGAGUGACGUUUCGAGUGGAGAGCGGCGAGCUGGUGAUUGCCAGGAUCCUUCAUGGUGGCAUGAUUGACCAGCAAGGUCUGCUCCAUGUGGGAGACAUCAUCAAGGAGGUGAAUGGAAAGGAGGUGGGCAAUGACCCCAAAGUGCUCCAGGAGAUGCUGAAGGAGGCGAGCGGCAGUGUGGUACUGAAGAUCCUGCCCAGCUACCAGGAGCCACACACAGCGAGACAGGCCUUUGUAAAGUGUCACUUUGACUACGACCCAUCCCACGAUAACCUGAUUCCCUGUAAGGAAGCAGGGCUGAGCUUCAACAGCGGGGAUAUUCUGCAGAUUUUCAAUCAGGAGGACCUCAACUGGUGGCAGGCCUGUCACAUAGAGGGAGGCAGUGCAGGUCUAAUUCCAAGCCAGCUACUUGAGGAGAAGCGGAAAGCGUUUGUAAAGAGAGAUCUGGAGCUCGCUACCGCAGGUCCUCUGUGUGCAGGAAUGGGUGGUAAGAAGAAAAAAAAGAUGAUGUAUUUGACUACGAAAAAUGCAGAAUUUGAUCGGCAUGAGUUGCGGAUAUAUGAAGAAGUUGCCAAGGUCCCGCCCUUCAGGAGGAAGACACUGGUUCUGAUUGGUGCCCAGGGGGUUGGCCGUCGGAGUCUGAAAAACAAGCUGCUGGUAUCGGAUCCCCAGCGGUAUGGCACCACCAUCCCCUUCACUUCCAGAAAACCAAAGGUGGAUGAGAGGGAUGGCCAGAUGUACUCCUUCAUGACCCGUAGUGAAAUGGAGUGUGACAUCAAAAAUGGCCGUUUCCUGGAGCAUGGAGAGUACGAUGGAAACCUGUAUGGCACUAAGAUCAACUCUAUACAUGAGGUGAUAGAAACAGGAAAGAUCUGCAUCCUGGAUGUCAACCCACAGGCGCUCAAAGUCUUGCGGACGUCAGAGUUCCUGCCCUACGUUGUGUUCAUCGAAGCCCCAGAUUUUGAGGUUCUCAAAGCUAUGAACAGGUCAGCAAUUGAGUCAGGAGUGGUCACAAAACAGUUAACGGACUCUGAACUAAAGAGGACGGUGGAUGAGAGCGAGCGCAUUAAACGGGCCUAUGGACAUUACUUUGACCUCUGCAUCGUAAACGACGGCCUGGAAGCGGCGUUCCGAAGCCUACGGUCGGCAUUGGAGAAACUGACAACGGAGCAGCAGUGGGUCCCUGUCAGCUGGGUCUUCUGAGAGUCACCAGGGGCUCACAGGAAAGGUAGAAGCAGAGGAGUACUACAGCUAUCACCAUCAUCAAGAUUGGGAAUCUAGGAACACAUUUCCAUAAUUUCAGGAUUUUAUUAUUUGCAAGUCAAAACUUCCCUUCCUGUAUGCUGACAUUCAGUCUUGAUUUGAUUUGGCUACUUACAUAAAAAUAUUGAGUAUCGCAGUCAUAACUUGAAUAGUGUCAGCCUGCUGACAUUACUGUGAGGGGAAGAAAAAGGACAUAUAGUACAGCAGAUACAACAAUACAGUUAAGUGAUCUGGUCUUCUGUCAUGCCAAGUCUUUGAAAUGAGAGUUGGACCAAAUACUGAAUGUAGUAAUUCUAUGGAAGCUCAGACAGACAAGUUAGAAAAAAUAAUGUGAUCUCAAACUCUUUUGUGUCAACAGGUGAAAAGGGUGGAAAAUUUACCACAGAUUUAUAGAUAUGGCAUAAUGAUUAUUUACUUCUUUAUUUUGUCAGGAUCAUUUUUCCAAGUGUUUGUUGUUGUAAUACUGGUUUCUGCCAUAAGAGGGUUAGAUGCGCUUAUACCCUUUGUGUUAUUGAUCCCACUGCUUUUCUCUGCAAGAACUGUCCUACUCUGCCUGUGGUUUGAUAUUUUGUACCAUAACUCCAACAAGUCUCACAGCUCCUGCAAAAACUAAGCAGUCCAACCAACGAUGGCAACCAAUCAGAGGCAGAGUCAGGCUGGUCUGGCUAAGAAUAGCAGGACUAUCUAUAUUAACAGAACAUGUGGUAUCGGGGCACUUCAUCCCCUUGUGGCCAAAAUGAGUAUUACAACAAUAAAAAAUAAAUAAAUAACUAAAAAUAAGAUGGAAAAAAAAUAAGAAACCUAGAUUAUUCUUGCAAAACCUUUUUCCAUCUGUUUGCACAAAAAAUAACAACCAAACAAAAACUUUUUUCACUUAUUCUUAAGACAUAUACACAAGAGAACAGCCUAUUUAGAUCAGAAUUUUUAUACAACAUACGGGAAGAGAAUAAUAUAAAACAGUAAGCAGUCUUUUCUGAGUUUUUGGACAUGCAGUUGGCAAAAAUCAAUGAGUGGGGGUGAGCUGACAUUGCAGGAUAUGAUACUGUGUCAGAUUUUACUUUAUCUUAGUUUACAGUAUCCCCCUGAAAACCACAGUGACACUGCAGUGUUUCACUACCAUUAAUGCCGUUUUAAAAACUUUGAAAGCAUCCAAAUAGUGUACAACUAGAAAGUUGUUAGGAUCUCAAGAAGUAGCGUGAUUAGCGUACUGUUUGACUUUAUACUAGUCUGAGUUUCACAACUGACAGUGGACCUUCAUCCUAUAAAUCUGUCACUCUUUACAACUGUAGGAAAAAGUCAGUUUAAUUCACAUAAUUCCAACAUACUUUACACUAAUGACACAGAAUAUCAUUUUUUAUCAUGAUAUUACAGCUGGAUGAGUGCUUACCUUAUUUAAUAAUCCAAAACAU